Molecule: messenger RNA, 387 nt
Organism: Encephalitozoon intestinalis ATCC 50506
Lineage: Eukaryota; Fungi; Microsporidia; Unikaryonidae
Product: adrenodoxin
Exons: 1
Coding region: 1-387 (128 amino acids)
Biological process (GO): P450-containing electron transport chain
Cellular component (GO): mitochondrion
Molecular function (GO): 2 iron, 2 sulfur cluster binding
Source: RefSeq, a predicted model, not a curated record
AUGGACAUGGCAAAUGCUCCAGACAAGACCUCCGGGAAGGUCGGCCUACUUUUCAAGACCAUGGGGAAAAUGAUUCCUGUCAAUGCAGUGUAUGGAGACACAGUAUUAGAGACUGCACACAAGAAUGGCGUGGAUCUUGAAGGAGCCUGCGAGGGAAACUUGGCAUGCUCAACAUGCCACGUGAUCCUAGAGGAGCCUCUAUACAGAAGACUUGGAGAGCCUUCCGACAAGGAAUACGACUUAAUCGACCAAGCGUUUGGCAUCACAAGUACCUCAAGACUGGGAUGCCAAUUGAAAAUUGAUAAGAGCUUUGAGAAGACAGUCCUUACAAUUCCUAGAGCAACGAAGAACAUGGCUGUGGAUGGAUUCAAGCCCAAGCCCCACUAG